Messenger RNA from Schistosoma haematobium, 4117 nucleotides. RefSeq lists its product as uncharacterized. The transcript is spliced from 4 exons. Lineage: Eukaryota; Metazoa; Platyhelminthes; Trematoda; Strigeidida; Schistosomatidae. The coding region runs from base 2190 to 2969 and encodes 259 amino acids. The record is from RefSeq and is a predicted model, not a curated record.
ACAUAUCUUACUUAUCGUUCAAUCAUUUUACUGAUGUGCAAAGUGUUUAUCAAUUAGUUGCCAUGUUUGCAAGUUAGUUGAACACGUGGCAAUUUCAAAUAUCUGAAACCUUGCACUUUCACCAUUUUGUUCUGUUUAUCAUUUUAAUGUGACUCUUUUAUUUUUACGAUUGUUCUCAGUUGCCUUGUUAUUCAUGUAAGCGCACUGCUUGUGGUUGCUGAGCUGUCGAUACAUCUUCUCUUAUGUCCCUUUACUCAAUCUCCCCAUUUUAGGGAAAAUUUUACCCUUUUUGAGGAAGACGCUAUAGAAAAUUUUAAGGAAAUGGCACUAAAACCCUCAGCUUUUCCUGGAUCUAGGGAAAUUACUCGUCAACCUUGGUGAAGGUCUUUUGACUUUGGGGAAUUUCCCAAAAUUUCCUCCAAAUUCCCCAAAAUUUCCCCAAACUUGGGAGAUUAAUUAUAUAGCCCUCAAGCUACUGUACAUGCUUUCCUUGUACAUAAAGUACUUUCUGGCUGCACGCGAACGUCUAGAAAAGUGUGUGUAUUAAAGUAACUCAGUUUUGGUCAUGGGAUCUCUUUAAACCUGGAUUUUUUAUUUCCGAUUACUAUCUCUUUGUUUAUUCAUGGAAUAUUAAGACAUUCGUUGUGCUUGCUGAGUGAUGGGCUUAUUUUUCUCUCAAUUUGUCUUCGGAUUUCAACACAUUACCCUUCACUUACGCGCUCACCACACAACGUAAUUUCAGGCUGGACUCAGUUUUACCUAAACUCAAAUAUUUGUAACGUAUGUUACAAGAAAAGUGACACUUCUGUUAUUAAAUUCAGACAUACAUCGACUAAAUGGACAUCUGCCGUUAUAUGAGCGAAAAAAACAGCAGAUGAAGGGGAACCUUUGAAAAACAUAGGCGACAUUAUUUUGGUAAAUUUGGUGUAAAUUGGGGCGAAAAGGCAUCAAAUUUUCUUUUUUCCCAGACCAGGAAAUCGGUGGGAUUCCUAUCAAAACUUUCUCACUGCGACGAAGUGUCUCAUAUUUCACACCUUAAUCUUUGCUUGAAUUAUCAACAGACAGUCUAGUUCUCUCAAAUUAACGACCAAUAGUUUUAUUUCGCUCUAUUUAUUUACUAUAUUGUGUCUACGUCAGUGGGGAAAACUGUCUUCCCCAAAGUGAGAACCUUUCUUAUCUUUAUUUCUCCAGAAUUCUACUUUAUCAUCUAGAUGUGGGAAGUAAUGAUGUAUGAGUCUCAUCUAGUGGCGGAUAUCAAAGAUAAAUUGUAGUGUGGUUAUUAGCAAAGAUAUUAGUGCUAUAUUCUCAUCUCGCCACUCAUUUGGUUUGUCUUCAGUAACUUGAUCGUCCUGUCACUCUGCGUAGUUCUUAAUUAGGUGCAAAUUAACAUGUAUAUUUGAUAUAAUUUAUCUUAGGAAACUUCAAUAGUCCUUAGUAAUUUGUAUAUCUUUGAAUUGGUACUAUCAAUUUAUUUUAUUUUAAGCACUUUGUGUUCAUUUACUUUGGAGGAAAUCUAUCCUUGUUAUUUGGCUACACAUUGAGGUAACCCACACUGAUCAUUCAUUUUUAUCUUGGUCCAGUUGAUUAUGUUCUCCUUUCACUUCUGUCUUUUGGGAACACGUCACUUGUUCCACUUAUUAUUAUAACCAACAAAAUUGAUAGAUAAUUUCCAGCAUCUGUUAGAAAGUAACAUUAUAUAUUGGUUGUUUCCGUCUACUUAUAUAUAUUAGAUAGGUUAUCAAUAAAUGCCAAGAAUAAUAGCGUAUAAACUUUUUAUCUGUCUUGUUUGUUGACCGUUUUAAAGAUCAAAAUAACUUGAGAAUAAUCAAUAAUAGUUCACCUUUUAAACUUUUAGUUUUGCCGCUCAGCAAAUUUUUUCAAGCCAAAUCUGCUAGGAAUCGGAGUUUUCUUCCUUGAUUUCAGUCUGAAAAUAGAAUUCUACGAAAAUGGAUUUUCUUUAAGAUUCUUUUUUUUCAGUUGACAGCUGGACAAAGAAUGUCUUUUCUUCUCACUAUAUACGUUUUGUAUUAUUUAAUAUACAACUACGUUUUUUAGUGCAGUUCUUAUUUUGUUAGUCCUUGAUUUUAAUGUACUGAACUUAAAUCCAAUAUAUUUUUAUGCAGCCUAAAUACUGGUUGGUGUAUUACCUCUUUGAAAGUUAGCUCAACACUUAGCGAAGCAACGAAAAAAUGACAUACCAUGAAAAUUCUUCUGAGUUUGUAGGUGAAAAAAGUAAUUAUAUCGGGCUGGACGAUGCAUCAAAUAUUCGACCACUUUAUAAAAACAAAAUUCAUAAUCAGUGUCGUCUUGCUGGUCCAACUGGUCAACAAAGCAAUGGGGUUGUACAAGAUUUAUCUACAGAUUUCCUAGGUUAUGACUGGAUAGCCUCUAUGGUAGAUAAUCAGAUAAGGCCCAUAUGCACAAACAUUUCGAAUCGCCAAGUAAACGUAUCAGCAAAUCACUAUAUCGAUGAUGAAGAGUGGUUAAAUCAACGGGAAUUUUUCGACAAACUAAAUGCAUUUCGUCAAACAAAUUCUGAUCUUUGCUGUUCACAACGACCUUUGAGCCUCCAUAAAACAUCUACGAAAAUCAGCCAUAACAAGUCUACGUUAAUGAAUGUUAGACAACGUGUUCGACCAUUACCACCAAUUAGAACAAAUAUGUUUCCUAAUAAUGAAACUAACUUAAAAUCCCCAACAAUUGUGCAAAACUACACAUUAAAUUCAAGAUUAUUUCCAGUGAGAACAGAUGUUUUAGCUUGUGAUGGAAAAUUCAGAGAAAAAGCUGUUGGUCCGAUAGUUCUAAGAAUUUCGAUUCCGUCUCAUCGUUUGAAAAAUACAAAAUUCCUAAAUGAUUCAUUUAUUAUCUACAAAAAGCAUAAUCCAUUAUCAACAUCAUAUCCAUUUAAAAAUACUAUCUCUCUAAUAGGACAUUGUGAUUAUUCAGUAGAAACAAAACGUUCACAAUAAAUAUCUAAUGUAUUCAAAUGACCAAUUAUAUCUCGUACAUUUGAUGCAUUUGUAUCUACAUUAUUGUUAUGAUAAAAAUAAUAAUGCCUAUCCAUAAUGGGUAAUUUAAAAAUGUAUAAUUCUUAUUUUCUUUUGUAAAUAUUGUAUAUAUGAGUAUGUUUUUCCAAAAUUAUUAUACUUUUUCAAAUUAAAAUUAAUUUGAUACAAGUGAAGCCUUUUACCAUAUUGUUUUGUAUGCUCGACUUUUUUCUGACUGGCAUUUUAGGAGUCAGAGAACAAAUGGUUACUGGUCACAUCUACCAUUAUGUGUGAAAUAGGAGCUUUUUAAUUACUGUCCUUUAAAAUUAGUGGUGGCCUGAGAUAAUGUUGCAUAGCUAGUGACUAAUGAGUUCUUUUACUACAAGUUAAAACGUUUACGUAAUUUCAAAACUUCAGUUAUUUGUAUUUGGAAAGUAUGUAGUGACUUAUCUAUUAUACAAAACAGUUGAUUUUGUUAUGUUUCUACAAUAAACAUUCCGACUUGAUUACUAUAGGGAUGAAUAGCAAUAUAGAUUAAAAAUUCGAAGUUAAAAAACUGGCUCUAUUUCACCAGAAUUUAGUAGAAGGGAAAUACACCAAGUGUUGAUUGUAUGAUUAUCAGACAAUUACUCUUAUUACCUAUAGAACGAUCAAACUUCAGUAGCAUUAAAAUUCCACAUUUAUGGUACAGUACGACGGUUCUAACUGAUAUUAUAGAUACUACAGUCUUUAUUAUACCCACAGGUCUCUCAAUAGGAAAUUCAUCAGUGUUGCUUAUAGAACAAACAAAAAUAACAUAACACCUGUAGUAACUAAAUGAAAUUUUACCAAUAUAAUUGAAAGACAGAAAGACUUAUUUUCUUGUUGCAAUAUAUACACGUUUUUGUUUUCAUACUGAUACAACCAAACAACAACUUGCAACUCAGACUACAUCAUGGAUUUCUAGACAGUGACAUUUGUUUCACCUAAUAUCGCUUGAACGAUUAUUAUUUGUAAAUUUGUAAACUUUCCUGAUUGACAGCGUAGGUAGGUUAUUGUAUGAUUCUACGAAGUAGGGUAAAAACUUUAAUUCAUGAUUUUAAUUCAAGGUUGGAUUUAUUGAAAGCUAUAAAUACUUAGACAUAUCGAGC